UGACUCUGCCGUCUCCCUUUACAUACGCAGCAAGCAUCUGCCACUCUGGGGCUUGAAAUGCCAUUUGCCACGCCUAACCCGUCCCAGACCACUCUAGCACGCCCCCUGGAGGAGCCGGGUGGGAAAGGGGCCGCUGGCACGCAGCGCUUCUCCCACUUCUCUAGGGGCGGGAGAAAGGGCUGAAAGCCCGCCCGGGGCGGGGGGGGAGUCCCCUUGGUGGCCUCGUCGGGAGCAAUUCUAGGGAGUGGAAUCACCCGCUCCGCAUGGGAGGGGCGGUACCCCGUCCGGAAGAAGCCUGCGGCGGCGCAGAGGUGCCAGCAGGGGGCGCGGGCCGAAGGGCCACCCCCGGGCUAAAGGCCGGUGGUCCCUCCCAAGUCUGGAGUGCGGCGUGGCCUCGCAGCCCGAUUCCCCCCCCCCCCCGCCCUCCCCCCUCUCACUCUCACCUAGUCACCUCCCCGCCUAGUCGGCGGGCCCCUGAGGUGCGCGGCGCAGGCGCGGAGCGAGGCGGUGAGUGCGGCAGCAAGCCUGGGCCUAGGGCCUGGCGGGCAGGGCGUGAGGCGCGCGGGAGGGAGAGGGGCUGCCCCGCAGGAGCGCCCGGGAGCGCGAGGGCCACAGUGGCGCGGCCCCUCCUCCCGCGCUCGGGCGCCUUGGCCGCCGCCGCCUCGGAGCUGCGCCUGGGCUGGCCGGACAGGCCCUGGGGUCCCGGCUAUUUUUUUACCAUCUGUGAAAACUUCCCUGUAAUUCAUUUCUCCUCACCACAGUAUUAAGAAUUAUACCAAAUUGAAAAGAUAUGAAUGAAUAUCCUAAAAAAAGAAAAAGGAAGACAUUACACCCUUCUCGUUACUCAGAUUCCUCUGGAAUAAGCAGAAUUGCAGAUGGAUUCAAUGGAAUUUUUUCUGAUCAUUGUUACAGUGUUUGUUCUAUGAGACAACCAGACUUAAAAUAUUUUGACAACAAAGAUGAUGAUUCUGAUACAGAGACAUCAAAUGACUUGCCAAAAUUUACAGAUGGGAUCAAGGCCAGAAAUAGAAAUCAGAACUACCUGGUUCCCAGUCCUGUACUUAGAAUUCUAGACCACACUGCCUUUUCUACAGAAAAAUCUGCUGAUAUUGAAAUUUGUGAUGAAGAGUGUGACUCACCUGAAUCAGUCAACCAACAAACACAAGAAGAGAGUCCUAUAGAAGUUCACACCGCUGAAGAUGUUCCAAUUGCUGCAGAAGUGCAUGCAAUUUCUGAAGAUUAUGAUAUAGAAACAGAAAACAAUUCCUCUGAGAGUCUCCAAGACCAAACUGAUGAGGAGCCGCCAUCUAAACUUUGCAAAAUUCUUGACAAGAGCCAAGCUUUGAAUGUGACUGCCCAGCAGAAGUGGCCUUUACUGAGAGCUAAUAGCAGUGGCCUCUAUAAAUGUGAACUUUGUGAGUUCAACAGCAAAUAUUUUUCUGACUUAAAGCAGCAUAUGAUCCUGAAGCAUAAGCGUACUGAUUCAAAUGUAUGUCGAGUAUGCAAGGAAAGUUUCUCUACCAAUGUGCUUCUGAUCGAGCACGCCAAACUGCAUGAAGAGGAUCCCUACAUUUGUAAAUACUGUGAUUAUAAAACAGUGAUUUUUGAGAACCUCAGCCAGCACAUUGCAGACACCCAUUUUAGUGACCACCUUUAUUGGUGUGAGCAGUGUGAUGUACAGUUCUCCUCAAGCAGUGAACUCUACCUACAUUUCCAGGAGCACAGCUGUGAUGAACAGUACUUGUGUCAGUUUUGUGAACAUGAAACAAAUGAUCCAGAAGACUUGCAUAGCCACGUGAGUAACCUGAGACCAAGAAUUGGAAUCAUACCCAUCAAAUGUAAUUUCUGGGUUGCCUCUUCUUUUUAUGGCCUUAUUCCUGUUUCUGAAACGUAUUCCUCAGACAAAAUCUAUGGUUAAUUACCCUCAUCUUUGCAACUCUUACACACCUCCAUUUGAGUCUCCAGAAGGUCUAAAAGAGUAAAGUUUUCCCAAUGAACAAGGUGAGAGUAAAUUUGUUUUCUUUAAUUCUUCUAUUCUCCUAACUUAAAAUAAGUUACUUCCUUCAUACCAUAUACCACAUCACUUUUUUCUAUACCCUCUAAAUAUUUUAUAUGUUCCAAUCUAACAGCUGUUUGGCUGUACUGAAUUUAUAAAUUUCAGCAUAUCUAUCUUGGAUUGUAUGAAGCAGAAUAUCAUGGCACAGAUCUUAGUAAAUACUUCUUUAUGGUUACAAGAUUAUAGUUAAAUUCCUUAUGGCACUGAUCAGUUUUCUUUACUGAAUAAUUAAAAUGCUCAGGUAGAGGAACUAGCCUAGAAUGACAGAAUAUUAGUCUAUCUGGGAGGGACCUCAGAGGUCAUCUAAUCCAAACUCAAGUGCACAACAUAUAAACAUAAUUGUAUGUGGUAUAAGUUUUAUUUUCAUGGUUGUAAAUUAUAUGUUAACUAUCACAUCAAAUCUGAUUAUUAAUAUUUUUACUUAGGACAAAACUGAUUUUUUAAGAAAAAAACAAAUUGAUUUGAAGAAAAAUAUGAAGUAAAUAAUAAUGAUACAUGGGCAUGGAAAAAGGACUGUAGGUGAUACAUGAAAGACUAAAAUUUGAGAAUACAAAAUCCUGAUCUAAGCUUCUUGUUUAUAGCUUAGAAAAAUGGUUCUCUAAUACCAUUAGUCAAAUGUUUUUUAAGCUAGAGUAAACAAAACUUCUAAUUCCCCACUACACUUCAAAAAAUUUUCUUUAGAAAAAUAAAAUGUGCCCUAUUUGGGGGGCACUUGGGUGGCUCAGUUGGUUAAGCCUCCAACUUCAGCUCAGGUCAUGAUCUCAUAGUUCAUGAGUCAAGCCCCAUGUCAGGCUCUGUGCUGACAGCUCAGAGCCUGGAGCCUGCUUCAGAUUCUGUAUCUCCCUCUUUCUGACCCUCCCUAACUCAUUCUCUCUCUCUCUCUCUCUCUCUCUCUCUCUCUCUCUCUCUCUCUCUUUCUGUCUCCUCUGUCCCAAAAAAGUAAUAAAUAUUAAAAAAAAUUUUUUUAAAUGUGCCCAUUUUUUUCACAAAAUGUUAUACCAGACACCUAAAGAGAGAAGAUGACAUAUUAGAGAGUACUGGACCAAAGCAUAUGACUUUGAUAUUUGAUCCCUGUUUGCUAACUAUAAUUGUGUGACUGUAACCAUGGACAGUGGAUGUAAUGUUACUAAAUUUUUCUCAAACAGUUCAUGGACUCUGCAGCUCCUUAAAAACGUCUAUUUCACUACUCUUCAGUUUGACAAAUAGCUAUAGGAUAUUUACUAUCAAGCCAUGUGUUCAGGAAUAUAAGAAUAAAUAAACUACGGUUCUUGUCCUCAAAGAGAUUUACCACAUAAGGUAGAAAAUGCUUCUCUGUCACCUUUCUGAAGUCAAUUCAGUUAAAUAUCAAACUGAGUGACUUUUGCACUUCUAAGUAUUUUUUUAAUGCAUGAGACUGUCAUAACAUUCUUUUAUGUGUUGAAGUUUUUUGGGUUUGUUUUGGUUUUCUUUGGGGGUGUGUGGGUGGGUUGAGUUAUAUACAUACACAUAGUAUACCUGUGAUUGAAAUACUUCCAAAAUAUUAUCCAGAGUAGCUAAAGUUUAUAUUCCCAUCAGCAGACCAUAUUUCCCUACAUCCUCACCAAAAAUUAGUAUCAUACCACUUUUUAAUUUUCUGCAGAUCGUAGGGGCAUAAAGUAGUACAUUAUUAUUAUUUGAGUUUGCAUUAUCUGAUUGCUAACAAGAUUGGAAAUGCUUAUGAGACAUUUUGGUUUCUUAUUUUGUGGACUGCCUCUCCUGGUCGAUUUUCAAAAGUUCUUUAUAAAUUGUAAAUAUCAGUCCUUUGUUUUCUAUAUACACUGCAAAAAAAAUUCCCAGAUUAUUAUGUUACUAAUGUCUUUUGUUGAACAGAAAUCUUUAAUGUAGAUAGAUCCAUUACAUUUUCCCUUUACAAGUUAUGCUUUCUGCAUUUUGUUUACAGAAUCUUCUCUAACCCCAGUGUCAUAAAAUUAUUUUCCUACAUUUUCCCCUAAUAAUUUUCUGGAUAUACCCUUCAUGUCUACAUCUGAGUUUCUUUGUGUGUUGGUAUGAUUCAAGUUGUUUGUUUUUUCAUUCAAAUGUGACAAUUUCCCUAAUACUAUUUGUUAAAUAAUGCAUCUUCCCCCAGUGAUCAUGAUAUCAAUUUUAUCAUAUAUCAACUCCUCAUGGGCAUGACUGGUAUAUGAAUCUUUGUACUUAUUAUAUUCCUCUGUUCUAGCAACAGUAUCACAGGCUUUAACAGAUACAGGAUGCUUACAAUAUUAGGGCUUUGCAAUAUGUCUUAACAUCAGGUAGUGUGAACUUAUUUCCUCUACUCUUUUUUUUUUUUUUUUUUUUUUUUAAUAAUCUGUAAACUCAACAUGGGGCUUGAACUCACAACCCCGACAUCAAGAGUUGCGUGCUCUUCUGACUGAGCCAGCCAAGUGCCCCUCCUCUACUAUUUUUUUUGAGAACUUUUUAGUUAUUGGUGGACUUUUUUCUUCUUCCAUGUAAAUUUAGGAUUAGUUCUAAUUCCAUCUAAAGUCUUGUUGUAAUUACAUGAAAAUUAUAAAUCAUUUUAGAGGGAAUUAACAUCUUUACAAUGUUAAAAUCUUUCCUUUUGUAAAAAUUGUGUAUUUCUCCUCUUAUGUCUCUUUUUAACGUUCUUUUGAAUUUUUUCAUAAAGGUCAUUUGUAGUUUUUGUAAAGUCAAUGCCUGGAUUCUUUACAGUUUGGGUUGUUUUGACAUGUUUAUUUUCUAACUGGUUAUUACAGGUAUAUUGGAAGGCUUCUGGCUUUUUAAACAUUGAUUUUGUAUACAAAUACCUUGUUCAGGUUUUAGUCUUCUUAGUUCUAAUAGCUAUCUUUGCUUAAUUUGUAAUGUAAAUAAUCAUAUAAUCUGCUAUAAAUAACAUAAAUUUAAGGAAUUAAAUGUCCCUAAUAGCUCUUUUUUUCUUAUCACAGAAUUUGGUAGUAACUUCCACUAUUAUUACUAAUGA
This is a messenger RNA of Panthera uncia (snow leopard), 5009 nucleotides long. It is a transcript of the gene ZNF639, whose product is annotated as zinc finger protein 639. Gene Ontology annotation, cellular component: nucleus. Gene Ontology annotation, biological process: regulation of transcription by RNA polymerase II. Gene Ontology annotation, molecular function: RNA polymerase II transcription regulatory region sequence-specific DNA binding; DNA-binding transcription factor activity, RNA polymerase II-specific. The transcript has 8 exons. Bases 791 to 1918 code for a protein of 375 amino acids. NCBI's taxonomy places the organism in Eukaryota, Metazoa, Chordata, Mammalia, Carnivora, Felidae. The record is from RefSeq and is a predicted model, not a curated record.